Messenger RNA from Rhagoletis zephyria (snowberry fruit fly), 4236 nucleotides. Lineage: Eukaryota; Metazoa; Arthropoda; Insecta; Diptera; Tephritidae. The record is from RefSeq and is a predicted model, not a curated record.
AUGAAUGGCAAUGCCCAUUCUCUGGGCUCUUCAUUUAACAAGAUACCUCCUGAUCACAAUGUGGCUCAAGCAAAUAAACACGUCAAUCACUACCAUCCUUCAUCGGCGAAACCAAGGGACCAUGUCAGCAGUCACCAUGAGCGCCCUGAACAGAUGGAAAACAAUGGCUUUCAGCAGCACAAGGUUGCCGCCAAUUCUACGGCGGCUCAUACUCACUUGAACUCGCAUCCUAAUCUUAAUCAGCACCCACCUAAUCAGCAUCCACCAAACCAACAGCAACAUAUCGUCGUCAAUAAUGAAAAAAGGUUCAAAAAUUACAAACUUGUUUCGGACCCUUUGCUGCGAAAAGGUGCACAGAAGGUGUAUCGCUACGAUGGAGUGCCUACAAAUCCGCGAGAACAGCCCGUUCAGGUUAAAGACCCACGGAGCUCGAUGACAAUUUUGGACAAAAUAUGGUCACAUCGGGAGCCAGCAGAACUAAUUUUGCCUAGGUUUAAAAUUGAUAAGCACUACGUCGGCGUUCCACCUGCAAUAGAAGUAUCUAUAACAAACUUGAAUGACAACAUCAACAACACAUUUCUUGAAGACAUGCUUCGAAAGUUUGACAAUUGCGAAGAAAUUGAAAUCCUCUACCAUCCGAAAACGAAUAAGCAUCUCGGUCUGGCAAAAGUUGUUUUCAUGACGCCAGCAGGUGCCAGACAAUGUGUGCAGAAGAUUCACAACACAUCAGUCAUGGGGAACAUCAUCAACGUGUGCUUUGAUCCGUUCUUCAAGAACAUCGAAACUGUUUAUGAAUCCAUUAUCAAUCCACCUCCGGCACCAGCUCAAACAGAUGCAUCGUCAUUCUUAGAUCCAAACAGUUUAGAAAAGCUGCCUUUGACAAGCGACUUUGUCUUCACCACUGACUCAGGCAUGAUAGCAAAUGAUUUAAUGAAUCUUCACACUCCAUCUACUUCAGGCUUUGAAAAGCAGUCAUUUAUGCAGUCUCAAGGUUUUGCCAGCAGUCAACAGUGGACUGAUAACCCAGACGCUAGUCCAAUUCGGGAAAGUCUUGAUGCUCGAAUUCAUAACCUCAUUAUGAUGCAGAGUGUCGGCCAGCUGUCUGGCUUUCUCAGUGAGAUUGACCUCUCCGACAUAAACACCUCACUGAGACUGAGCGACUCUCCUGAUCAUCGAAGAGUUGGACUUUCUAACCGGAUCGACGAUUCAGACGCCUUUCUCGGCACUCCGCCGUCGCCUUUUGUUUCCGCAUCUGAGUACUUAAAGUGGCACAAGUUCACCAGGAAAAUUGACACUGGUGACAAUGACAGUGACCAAGGCGAUGAUCAGAAGGGCAGGGAUGGAAAGACUGAUGACGACGACGAUCGCAUGUCGCUCUCCUCGCUGAGCAGCAGUGAAAAGAUGGACGAGAUCAAUGUGACCAACGGUAAUCACGCCUACCCUUCCAACAGCGACCCGAGCUCCUCCGGAAUGCCGCUGGCACCUGGAAUGUGGAAACAGGGCAUGGGCGUCGGUAGUUUCAACUCGUUCAUGGCAGGCAAAAACCUGCCCGCAUUUAACGGCUCAAUGAUGCCCUCUUUCAUGUACCAUUCAUAUGUGCAAGGAUUCUCUCGAUUUUCCGGAUUCAAUGGGCCUUCCACUCUAGGCCUACCUGCAGACAUCUUCAACCAGGAUUUGUCGCCAACGAAGCAGUGGACCAGCAGGCCAAAGGAGAAAGAGAAUCGACACGAAAUGCUCAUCAGCAAUAUACUAGCCGAAUCGUCCAAAUGUCUAGUGAAGGACCUGAAGGAUAUUCUCAUCAAGGACAUCUUGAAGAGGAUCGUGGAGAACUACUCCUUUAAGAUGUUUGACAAGUGGUGGGAGGACAAUGAGCGAAAGUCAAAGUCAACGGCAGAGAGUAAGACAAGUGCCGGCGAUGCAGCAGCGGAACGCUCCGAAAGCACUGCCCGUGGCAAAGACAUUAACAUUCCACUCUUUAACCCACUCUUUAAUAACUCAAUAUCUCAAAACCGCCAUGAUCACAUUGUGCCUAACUUUGAGUUUGGUCUCACUCGAGGCAUGAGGAUGGCCAUUCCAAAGCUGCCAUCCUUCAAACGGAAAAUCGUCAAAAGAUCUCCGAAUCGCGCAUUUAACGACAAGCUCUCGGACAUUUCCGAUGACGAGGAUGAGAUUCGAAAGCCUCGAAGGGAUGAUCGAAGACGCGAUGACGAGCGGAGAAGGAGAAGAAGGCGUCACUCGGUCAGCUCGCAAAGUAGUCGCAGCAGUCGAUCAUCGCGGAGCUCCUCUUCGUCCUCCUCCUCUUCCUCGAGCAAGUCGUCUAAAUCCUCAUCUGACGAUGACCGCUCUUCUACCUCUUCAUCGGAGAACUCCAGUGCUUCGGAGAAGUCCGAUGGGAGUGACUCUGACUCAUCUGAUGCAUCUGCUUCAUCCGCCUCCUCCAAAAGGUCUACACUUUCUUCAUCAUCUUCUGCCUCAUCUAAAGUUUCUGCAAAGUCACUAAGCUCUCGUUCAUCGAGAUCAUCACGUUCAUCAUUGGUCAAGAGGUCGCGAUUGUCGCCGAUUAGUGUUUCCCCAAUAAGUGACACCUCCAGUCCGGCGAGAGCAGAUGCACUGCAUGAGGAGAGCACAGCUGCGCCAAAGUUGAAGCACGACGAUUUGUCGGAAAUCAGCGCCGACAAUGACAGUGAUCUGGACACUGACCGAACCGACACGGCGGACGAAGAUAUUCCCGAGUCGGAGCUGGAAGAGGACAAGCAGCUGCAAAAGGAGAGAGCAGCAAAGCUCAAAGAGCAGACGCCCAGUUUGGACAUUUCCUCGAUCGAGUACGAGGCAACGCAAGGCCUGAUGGCGCUCAGCCUUGGUUUUCAGGCCACGGCACCACCGGCUCCCACCACCAGUGUUGGCCCGAACCAUCAAGCGGAGCGAAUUUACCAGGAAACAUUUGAUAACUACUUUGCCUUUGAGCACAGUUACAUUGUUCCAAGGCCGGCGCUAACCAUUGAAGAGGCGGCAGCGGAAGAGGCGGCGGCAAAGGCGGCGGCAGAGGCAGCGAACACAGUGCCGCCGGCUAAGCCUAAAGGAAAAGUUGGUCGACCGCGGAAGGAGAAGCUGGACAGUAACAACAAAGAGAAUCAACAGCAGAAGGGACGAAAACGAAAGACGAACGAGACGGUGGCGGCUGGCGAUGUGGCGACCUUUGACGACCUGGCGGAGCACACCUACGCCGUCGCCUCGGAGUGGCGGAACGCCAAGCGGAAGAACGUCGCCGCUAAUGAUCUUAGUGACAAUUUUCUCUUGCAGACUGCUGUCGAUGAUGUUGCAAAUAAAGCAGCAGCAGCGGCACUGCCCUCGUUUGCCACCGAGCCACUAGUCACUUUUCCUCCUCGGGACAGCAGCGCAGAGGCGAAGGUGCUGCUCGACUUCCUCGAGAACGGCAUUGACGAGGAGGACGUGUCCUACCUGAAGCGCAGCUUCGAGGAGAUGAUGCAGGAGAAUGUGCCCAACAUGGCCUGGCUCAAUGACACCUACUGGGUGGAUGUGCCCAUGCCGCCCAAGCGACGGCGCAAUGAGGCCGCUGAGGAGUCCUCCGGUCGUGUCCACAAGAGCGGCUGCGCCCGCACGGAGGGCAUCUACAAGCAGCUGUCGGCGGACAAGAACCGGUACUUCUUCCAGGAGACCAAUGUCAAGAACAAGCUGCAGCAGACGGAGAGAGAGGCGAGGACGAACCAGCGGCGAUUCAUUGCCAGCGCACAGCAGGAGGUCUUCGGGCAGAGUGAUCUGGUCAAGUUCAACCAGCUCAAGUUGCGCAAGAAGCAGCUCAAGUUCAGCAAGAGUAAGAUCCACGAGUGGGGCCUCUUUGCGAUGGAGCCCAUCGGCGUCGAUGAUAUGGUCAUUGAGUACGUGGGCGUGCAGCAGCGGGCCAUCAUGGCGGACACGCUCGAGAGGAAGUACGAGAAGUUGGGCAUUGGCAGUUCGUACCUCUUUAAGAUUGAUUCGGAGACGAUCAUCGACGCGACGUUACGCGGCAAUGUGGCACGCUUUAUCAACCACAGUUGCACUCCCAACUGUACCGCCAAAGUCAUCCUCGUUGAGGGACAGAAGAAGAUUGUCAUCUACUCGAAGCAGGCGAUUCAGGCUGGCGAGGAGAUUACGUACGACUACAAGUUUCCAAUUGAGGAGACUAAUAAGAUCAAGUGUCUCUGUCAGACGUCAGGAUGCCGUGGUUUCCUCAACUAA